Messenger RNA from Aspergillus uvarum CBS 121591, 505 nucleotides. RefSeq lists its product as uncharacterized. Lineage: Eukaryota; Fungi; Ascomycota; Eurotiomycetes; Eurotiales; Aspergillaceae. Bases 185 to 445 code for a protein of 86 amino acids. The transcript has a single exon. The record is from RefSeq and is a predicted model, not a curated record.
GAGGAAGCGAACGGACCAAGAGUUUUUUUACCUUAUACCCUUAAUCGAGCAUGUGCAUGCUUUUCCACCAUGACCUUUCAGAUUUGUUGCAAAGUCCUCUUUCAAGCAUGUUUGUUUCUCGUUUGUGUGGUAUUCGUCAUGACCUUGAGGGCCCCUCUUAGUGUUCUGUUGUCAAAAUCUUUGCAUGCAUAUGUCAGCAUCUUCUUUUUGUUUCCCUUACACUUUUCAUAUGUCACUCUUUUUCUUAUUGUCUGUGAUGACCCUGGGGUGUUUUCUUGGGUGGGAUGAAGACUUUGAUUGGACAGCUAAACGCCCCCCCCCCCUUCCCCCAACCUGUAUAUCUAUUUAUCUUUAUCUCGAAGACAAUCUCGAGGAUCGAUACCCGGAAUUGUACACCCGUGGUUUUGUCUGGCUGUUCACCUCCUGCAGUGUUCGGAAGGUGUGACUGGAGUGAGACGGUAGGACUUAGACAGUUGCUACUACUAGUACAUUACUAUUAUAUGAC